CCUGAACGCUCGGUUCCACAAGGAAGCAGUGACAGGAGAUGAGGCCCGCGCUCCAGAGAACAGCCUCUUGCAGCUCGCCCAGCUGACAUCUCCACCCACGAUCCUCUUCCUGGUGGAUCCCCGAGCCAGCCCAAGGAACCCCAACCCAGGCUAGGGCACUGUCCCGAUGGACUGUGAGCAAGUAAUGAAGAACCAGACCGCAGCCGCUUCAGCUGGCUUCAUCCUCUUGGGCUUCUCCACCCACCCUGCAGCCCAGCUGGGCCUCUUCCUCCUGUCGUUACUCCUCUUCCUCCUGAUCCUGCUUGGGAACCUGACCAUCGUGCUGCUGGCCUGGACGGACUCUGUGCUCCUCUCUGCUCCCAUGUACUUCUUCCUGGGUCACUUCUCCCUGCUGGGGAUGGGCUUCACCUCUAUUACCAUCCCCAAACUGCUGACCGACAGCUUCUCCUCCUGCCACCUCAUCUCCUUUGCAGGCUGUGCCACUCAGACCUUCUUCUUCAUCGCCCUGGGCAGCACGGAGUGUGCCCUGCUGGCCGUCAUGGCUUACGACCGCUACGUGGCCGUGUGCCGCCCGUUGAGAUACCCGCAGGAGAUGCGCCCGGAAGUGUGUGCCCAGCUGGUGGCGGGGGCCUGGCUCAGCGGCUUCUUCAACUCCACUAUCCACACGGCUGCCGUCUUCCGACUGUCGUUCUGCAGCUCGCGCGAGGUCAACCAGUUCUUCUGUGACCUCCCGCCCCUGCUGCGUCUUGCCUGUGGUGACCGGGUGGCCAGCGAGGCUGUGGUGCUCACGUUUGGGGGCAUCUAUGGUCUGACCGCCUUCCUGGUCACGCUGGCCUCCUACGCCCGGGUGCUCUUCACGGUGUUUGGCAUGGGCUCGACUUCGGGUCAGUAUCGGGCUUUCUCCACCUGCAGCUCCCAUCUGGCUGUCGUGGGGCUGUUUUAUGGCUCUGCCUUCUCCACCUACCUGCGGCCCGAGUUUGCACGCCCAGCUUCCCAGACCUUGCUGCUUCCUUUCUUUUACGCUCUGGUCACACCGACUCUGAAUCCCUUCAUCUACAGCCUGAGGAACAGAGAGAUGAAGCAGGCACUGAUCAGGACCCUGGGCAGAAAGGUGUUCUGAUCUGUCUUGGUGGAAAACACUGCUUUCUCCUUUGGUCGUCUCUUGGUCCCCUUGGCCCGGGGAUAGCA
Messenger RNA from Tachyglossus aculeatus (Australian echidna), 1188 nucleotides. Its product is annotated as olfactory receptor 10C1-like. Gene Ontology annotation, molecular function: G protein-coupled receptor activity; olfactory receptor activity. Gene Ontology annotation, biological process: G protein-coupled receptor signaling pathway. Lineage: Eukaryota; Metazoa; Chordata; Mammalia; Monotremata; Tachyglossidae. The record is from RefSeq and is a predicted model, not a curated record. The coding region runs from base 167 to 1120 and encodes 317 amino acids. The transcript is spliced from 2 exons. Gene Ontology annotation, cellular component: membrane.